Messenger RNA from Hypanus sabinus (Atlantic stingray), 4118 nucleotides. RefSeq names its product NACHT, LRR and PYD domains-containing protein 3-like. Gene Ontology annotation, molecular function: protein binding. Gene Ontology annotation, cellular component: cytoplasm. Lineage: Eukaryota; Metazoa; Chordata; Chondrichthyes; Myliobatiformes; Dasyatidae. The record is from RefSeq and is a predicted model, not a curated record. The coding region runs from base 844 to 3435 and encodes 863 amino acids. The transcript is spliced from 14 exons.
GCCGGUGAGAGUUAGUGUGACCCGGACUGCGGCAGUCCCGCUCUACCCCGGCUCACCCGGCCCUGUCCAUCUGUAAUGAGUGACCACUCCCGCCCCCUCCCGCUGUCAGACCCGUCCUGAGCCGGUGAGAGUUAGUGUGACCCGGACUGCGGCAGUCCCGCUCUACCCCGGCUCACACGGCCCUGUCCAUCUGUAAUGAGUGACCACUCCCGCCCCCUCCCGCUGUCAGACCCGUCCUGAGCCGGUGAGUGUUAGUGUGACCCGGACUGCGGCAGUCCCGCUCUACCCCGGCUCACCCGGCCCUGUCCAUCUGUAAUGAGUGACCACUCCCGCCUCCUCCCGCUGUCAGACCCGUCCUGAGCCGGUGAGAGUUAGUGUGACCCGGACUGCGGCAGUCCCGCUCUACCCCGGCUCACCCGGCCCUGUCCGUCUGUAAUGAGCGACGGACACAUCACAGCCGAGUGGCCUCGGGAGCAGCAGCUCAGACUCAACUCUCCGUACAGGGUGAGCACAUCGGUGCAGGAACAUUGUCGGUCACCCGGGUAGUCAGACUGUGAUUUCCCGGGACCAUAUUGAACGCCGUCCGGUUACAACAUCAGAGUUAGACCUACAGUGAGAGAUUUACUGGAAGAAAAGCUCACAACUGGAAAGAAAUAACAACUAAAGACGAGGGAAGAUCAACAAGUGAACCAGCCCGAGUACUGAGAGCAUCAACUGGAGAGAUCCCUUAGUUUCCAUUGAUUCAGUCAGGAGAAAGUUUGGUCACUGCCAGCAGGUGGAGCUUUCUGCCACCCAGACGGCAGACAAGAAGACGACAACCAACCAACGUCAGUCAGAGUCAGAAUGGACACAAAUCUGAACUCCGCCAUCUCCGCCUUCCUGUCAAAUUGUGACGAUCACCAACUGUUUCGGUUGACGAGAUUCUACAUGGAGCGACUGGAGCAGACGAUUGAGGAGGGCGUGGAGGGAGUCAGCUUCAUGUUAAUGGGCGAGGAUCACUUCACCGGGCAGGAGUAUCACAGCGUGACUGAGCUCGCGAAGAAGGGAAACCGAGCGGGCGCUUCCAAACUCCUCCUGGAUCUGGUGAUGGAGAGAGGCUCCGGGGCCCGGAAGGUGAUGUGGGAAUCCUUUGUGAAACUGCACCACCAUUUACCGAAGCUGAGCAGAAUAUUGAAUGAAAUACGGGAGCGAGGUGACGGCCAGUUCGCCUACAUGGACACUGAGCGGGAUUUCUCUGAAGUGCCCAAACAUCUGAAAGAUGUUCGAAGGAAACACAUGGAGACUUUGCGGACACAAACUGAAACACUGAGAGUGAACACGAUCCUGAUGAGGGAGAAGGUGAAGGUUUUCCAGCUGGAUGAUCGAUACGCUGAGCUCACGGUCAUUUCUACUGUUCGAGAUCGGAAACUGGUGGAACAUGAGCUGCUGGCAAGAGGCAGAGAUCACGAGGAGUGGAGAGAAAAAGAUCUCCGUGGUAAGCUGGAAAAAAUCCGUACUGAUCAGUUAUUCAAGAAGAGCUUUGUUCAAAAAUUGCAAAGAUACUUCUUUGGAAACAAAUCAGGGAUAUCCGCAGCAGUGGCCGGAGUCCCAGGGAUCGGGAAAACAACAAUGGUACAAAAGAUUGUUUAUGACUGGGCCGCGGGGAAGAUAUACCAACAAUUCCAGUUUGUCUUCAGUUUCAAAUUCCGGGAUUUAAACACCAUUAACUGUAGAAUAAACCUGAAAGAACUGAUUCUGCAUCAUUACCCCUACUUUGGGAAUAUGCUGGGAGAGAUCUGGAAACAGACAGAGGGACUGCUGUUCAUAUUCGAUGGUUUGGAUGAAUUCAAGGACAAAAUCAACUUUGUUGAUCGUCGGAGAGACACAGAAUCACAGUACGCAGAUCCUGAAUUCAAGUGCAAGAUGGCCUUCAGAGGAGUUCACGAGAGGAAGAUUGUGUUUACAGAUGGAGAUUUGAUCAACUACAAUCUGCAGCCUUCCCAGUUCCUGUCUGGGUUCCUGAUGGAGCUUUUGGAGAGAGAGGAUUCUGCCCGGAGCGUGGUGUACACAUUCCCACACCUCACUAUCCAAGAGUUUGUAGCUGCAGUCGCACAAUUCCUGAAUCCACAUCCCGGGGAUAUCCUGAAAUUCCUCACUGAAGCCCACAACACGACAGAUGGACGAUUUGAGGUAUUUCUUCGUUUUGUUGCUGGUCUCUCCUCCCCAAUGACAGCUCGGGGCCUGGAAGAGUUUCUGGGUCCAUUUCCUCAUCAAACAACCUGCCGGGUGAUUGACUGGGUGAAGGAGGAGGUUCAACGCCAGAGUGGAAACACAGAGAGUGAAGCUGGUAAAAGGAGCCUCCUGAACACAUUGCACUACCUGUUUGAGUCUCAGAAUCGUGGACUGGCUCAGGCCGCACUGGAAUCUGUGGAAAUGCUUUCAUUCAGUGGAAUGACACUGACCCCGAUGGACGGCGCGGUCCUGUCUCAUGUCAUCGGACUCUGUGAUGCAAUAAAACACCUGUACCUGGGGAUCUGCCACAUUCAGAUUGAAGGAAUACAGCGGCUGGGACCCGGGCUGUACAAGUGCCAGGAUUUGAGACUUGGGGAGAACGACUUGGGAGAUUCAGGAGUGAAACUGGUGUCUGGGGCUCUGAGGAACCCGGAGUGUAAAGUACAGAAACUGGGGCUGAGGGAGGUCGGUCUCACAGAUUCUGGUGCCGAGGAUCUCGCCUCCGCUCUCAGUACAAACCCAUCACUGACGGGGCUGAGCCUGAGUUAUAAUAAACUGGGAGAUUCAGGAGUGAAACUGGUGUCUGCGGCUCUGAGGAAGUCAGAGUGUAAAAUACAGAAACUGGGGCUGAGGGAUGUCGGUCUCACAGAUUCUGGUGCCGAGGAUCUCGCCUCCGCUCUCAGUACAAAACCAUCACUGACGGGGCUGAACCUGGGUGAUAAUAAACUGGGAGAUUCAGGAGUGAAACUGGUGUCUGCGGCUCUGAGGAAGUCAGAGUGUAAAAUACAGAAACUGGGGCUGAACAAUGUCGGUCUCACAGAUUCUGGUGCCGAGGAUCUCGUCUCCGCUCUCAGUACAAACCCAUCACUGACGGAGCUGAACCUGAGUGAUAAUAAACUGGGAGAUUCAGGAGUGAAACUGGUGUCUGCGGCUCUGAGGAACCGGGAGUGUAAAAUACAGAAACUGUGGCUGAACUAUGUCGGUCUCACAGAUUCUGGUGCCGAGGAUCUUGUCUCCGCUCUCAGUACAAACCCAUCACUGACGGAGCUGAACCUGAGUGAAAACUCUCUGACAGACGGAUCUGUCCCCGGUCUCCGCCGCCUCAUACUGACCCUCCCGAGUCUGAAGUGGAUCUGGCUGUUGGUGAAUCAGUUCAGUGAGACCGGGAAGAAGGAACUGAGAUCUCUGCAGGAACCCAGACCCGGACUGACAGUGGAUCUGUGAACAUCCGAAUGUGUGAACAUCCCCGCCCGCGGGAUGGGGACAUUUGGCCGACUCCCCGCCCUCCCCUUUAACUCCCGCCCUUACCUUUAACGCCGCCUUUAACGGCCGCGCGCCGGGGCUGAUUCCCGACGGUUUUAACUGGACCGGCUCAAGCCUCGCGCUGUGUGCGUCGCUCGGAGAGGUCCCGCAGUGACGUGUUUCCGCCUGUUGCCCGGCGGGGCAGCUUCCGCCGGAAGUGCGUGUACGAGACUCCCCACGUGGCACCCCGGGGAAUUACCCGGACGGGAAGAGCCCGGGGGUCCGGGGCUCAGUCUGGGACACCAGUGUCCCGGGGUGGGGGGGAUGAUCCCGGGAGAGAAUCCUUUUGCCCCCUUUGCUGAGGACGGUGUAUUCGGCAGCCUGGCCCAUAUAAUGAUGUUAAAUUGACAAAUCCCUCGGCAGUGACCCUGGAUCUGCAGCGAUCCCGGACACGGCCCUGAAGUGUGAUUUUAUAAUCAUCGGUUCCCCGAUGCAGAGUGACGGUGAGAAACGGGACUGAUUAUUCAACCGGUCACCCGUUGUCGCCGGUCAGUUAAUUGUGUCUGACUGUGAGUGAGUCGGGAGCAGCUUAUUUAUUCCCGCACGUCAGCAGCUCACACAUUGUUUAAUUACAUUUGUCUUGAUGAAAUCAAUAAACCACUGUA